AUGUUAGAAUCCACGACAGCUUCAAAUCGUACAGUCAGCGCUACUGGCGUAGAUUUGAACAUAACCGAAGUAAAACGAACUCAUCACAACAAUGCGUCUGAAAAACAUUCAACGCUAUUUAAAAAUUUUUCCUUUGAUGAACGUUUGAGAAAUCGAGUCAAACUUUCAGAAGGGUAUAAAAAUAAUUUAUCUUUAGAUGACGAAUGCAGUACUAAUAAUACCAGAAAAUUAAUUAACCACAAAAUGCAUUUGAACAAUAGUUCAACUGAAACAGUUGAUAGAAAAAUGUUGAGAGAAGCAUUAUAUGAAGGUAUAUUUAAAAAGCACAGAAGCGCUAUAUUUGCUUUAGGGAGUUUUGUGCGAAUGUUGAAGAAUAGAAACUCUCAAUAUGAUACUAUUAGAAAUAGUCCAAAUGGUGAUGAUUCCUAG
Molecule: messenger RNA, 429 nt
Organism: Ctenocephalides felis (cat flea)
Lineage: Eukaryota; Metazoa; Arthropoda; Insecta; Siphonaptera; Pulicidae
Exons: 1
Coding region: 1-429 (142 amino acids)
Source: RefSeq, a predicted model, not a curated record